Messenger RNA from Chionomys nivalis (European snow vole), 1551 nucleotides. RefSeq names its product DNA-(apurinic or apyrimidinic site) endonuclease 2-like. The record is from RefSeq and is a predicted model, not a curated record. The transcript has a single exon. Gene Ontology annotation, cellular component: nucleus. The coding region runs from base 1 to 1551 and encodes 516 amino acids. Lineage: Eukaryota; Metazoa; Chordata; Mammalia; Rodentia; Cricetidae. Gene Ontology annotation, biological process: base-excision repair. Gene Ontology annotation, molecular function: DNA binding; double-stranded DNA 3'-5' DNA exonuclease activity; endonuclease activity.
AUGUUGCGCGUGGUAAGCUGGAAUAUCAACGGGAUCCGGAGGCCCCUGCAAGGUCUGGGAUGCCAGGUACCCAGUAACUGUUCAACGGUCUUGCGACAGGUUUUGGAAGAGCUGGAUGCCGAUAUUGUCUGUCUCCAGGAGACCAAAGUGACCAGAGACGCACUGAUGGAGCCCCUGGCUGUCGUUGAGGGCUAUAAUUCCUAUUUCAGCUUCAGCCGCGGCCCGAGUGGCUAUUCUGGUGUAGCCACUUUCUGUAAGGACAGUGCUACCCCAGUGGCUGCUGAAGAAGGUCUGAGUGGUCUGUUUGCCACCCUGAAUGGGGAUAUUGGUUGCUAUGGAAACAUGACUGAGUUCACCCAAGAGCAGCUCCGGGCUCUGGAUAGUGAGGGCCGGGCUCUACUGACGCAGCAUAAGAUCUGCACGUGGGAAGGGAAGGAGAAGCCCUUGACCCUGAUCAACGUGUACUGCCCAUAUGCGAAUCCUGGGAGGCCCGAGCGGCUGACAUUUAAGAUGCGUUUCUAUCGCCUGCUACAGAUCAGGGCAGAAGCCCUCCUGGCAGCUGGCUGCCAUGUUAUAAUACUGGGGGACCUGAAUACAGCCCACCGCCCCAUUGACCACUGCGAUGCUGGCAGUCUAGAGUGCUUCGAAGAAGACCCGGGGCGUAAGUGGAUGGAUGGCUUGGUCGGUGGGGAGUACCAGGCUGAGUCCCAUAUAGGGCCCUUUAUAGAUAGCUACCGUUAUUUCUAUCCAAAACAGGAGAGAGCCUUCACCUGCUGGUCAGUGAUCACUGGUGCCCGCCGUCUCAACUAUGGUACCAGACUUGACUAUGUACUGGGAGAUCGGACUCUAAUCGUAAACACUUUCCAAGACGCCUUCCUGCUCCCUCAAGUUAUGGGCUCUGACCACUGCCCUGUGGGAGCUGUCUUGAAUGUGUCCUGUGUACCAGCAAAACAGUGUCCAGCUCUGUGCACCCGUUUCCUCCCUGAGUUUGCAGGUACCCAGCUCAAGAUUCUUGGCUUCCUAGUUCCUCGUGAACAAGCACUCAAGCGGGGGCAGCCAGUCCUGCAGCCCAGCCAUCAAGCCCAGGUCCAGAAACAUCAAAAAACACAGGCCCACAGGCACUCAUCCAGGCCUCCAAAACGUCAAAGUGGCUCCAGAAAACACCAGAAAGACCUGAUGAGUUAUUUUCAGCCUUCUGCUAGCCUUUCCCAAACUUCUGACUUAGAACUACCUAGGCUGCCUCUGGUGACCACCCUUCUUACCCCAAAGUCUCCAGAAGAGGAUAUGACAACCACAAUGGUGGAUGAGCAAGCCAAGGAUUCUGAGGUCAAAAAUGAGAAGGAGGUACAGACCUCGAUCUGGAAAUCUGUGCUGAGUGGGCCCUCACCCACACCCCUCUGCAGAGGUCACAGGGAGCCAUGUAUGAUGCGGAUUGUGAAAAAACCAGGACCCAACCUGGGCCGCCGUUUCUAUGUGUGUGCCAGGCCACAAGGUCCUCCUAAUGACCCCUCAUCAAGCUGCAACUUCUUCCUCUGGAGCAGGACCAGCUGA